Messenger RNA from Mytilus californianus (California mussel), 976 nucleotides. RefSeq names its product glutathione S-transferase-like. The transcript has 5 exons. Gene Ontology annotation, biological process: glutathione metabolic process. Lineage: Eukaryota; Metazoa; Mollusca; Bivalvia; Mytilida; Mytilidae. Bases 43 to 657 code for a protein of 204 amino acids. The record is from RefSeq and is a predicted model, not a curated record. Gene Ontology annotation, molecular function: glutathione transferase activity.
CAAUAUCACAUAUCAAGCUCGGUCACGCGUGUUUUUAACAAAAUGCCGACUUACAAGUUGUACUAUUUCCCUGUUCGAGGAAGAGCUGAACUUAGUCGAUUGUUGUUAGCGGUAGCAGGGAAGGACUAUGAAGAUAUAAGGAUUUCUUUUGACGAAUGGCCAAAGAAAAAAUCAACUAUGCCAACUGGCCAGAUGCCAACUUUUGAUGUUGAUGGUCAACUCUUAUGUCAAAGUUUGACAAUUGCUAGAUACAUAGCUAGAGAGUAUGGAUAUGCUGGUAAAAGCAACAUGGAGCAAGCAUUGGUCGACCAGGUUGUAGAUACAACUAGUGAUUACUUAGGGGAAUACUUUAAGUGUUAUUUUACUCCAGAGGAAUUGAAAAAGGAGGCAAUAGAGAAAUAUUUGAAAGAAUCAACACCUAAAACAUUAACAUGUUUUAAUAAAUGGCUGGAACAAAAUGAUGGUGGAAAGGGCUUCUUUGUCGGUUCGUCGAUGACCAUGGCAGACCUUGCUGUAUAUGAAGUUCUAACAAAUGUAGUUCUAAGAGACUCAAAAAUAUUGGACGGAUUUCCAAAGCUCGUGGAACAUAGAACCAGAGUUGCCUCUUUGCCAAAAAUUAAGGAAUAUCUAGAAAAACGUCCAAAAACGGAUGUUUAAUCAAAUUACAUUAUAUAACUCCUCUAUAUAUUUUUAUAAAUGUGUAGUUCAAAAUGUGUGUAUUUGAUGGUGUGUGUUUUUGGAUUAACAAAGGACUUUCUAUGUUCACAAUUAGUGUGAUAGUUGUACAAAACUGCAUUGUCAUAUACAAAUGUGCAAUAGUUUUUACAACAGGCGAUGACACUUGUGUGCAGAAGUGAUUAAUUUUUGGAUAUAUGUUUUGUGCAUUAUAACGUUGUUUAUAAUAUUCUGACUAGAUUACAAAAAUUAAACUUGUUUAUACACUUUUAAUAUAAUAAAAUUUUAUAAUCAUUUAAAA